GUGGAGAAAAAAUACCCAGAUUGUCUAUUCGCCGUCAAAAUGGCGUCAUCGAAGGAAACCUAUUGUUUGUGUGGCCAACCAUAUAAUAUUGGACAAUUUAUGAUAGAAUGUGACUGUUGUCGUGAAUGGUUCCACGGCAGUUGUGUGGAUGUUAAAAUAUAUCAAUCGGAUGACAUAGACAAGUACCACUGUCCAAAAUGUGCCCAAACAUACGGUCCAUCAGUCUUGAAAGUGCCCACAAACAACCACCGCUCGGACCGCUACGAGCUCGGGGCGGAGGCGCGGCCGGCGCAGGCGGGGGCUCCGGGAUGGGUGCGCGCGCUGGCCGCCCGCCCCCCGCGCCCGCUCCCCGCCGCGCUUGUGAGGAUGAGGGGGCAGGACUUCACGGAGCAGUUUGUUAGGGAUGGCGGCUUCACAAAGCCGAUCCUGUUCAGUUCGACGGACGGCCUGGACAUGAAGGUGCCCAACUCGGCCACGUUCACGGCGCGCUCCGUGCUGCGCUACUGCGGGGCGCAGUUUGAGGUGGAGGUGAUUGACGUGCGCAAGCAGGCCACACUGCGCAUGCCGCUCGGAGACUUCGUUGAGUACUUCGAGACGCCGCCGGAGGCCCGCGCCGAGAAAGUACUCAAUUUGAUUAGUCUGGAGUUCUCAGAUACUAACAUGGCACCCCUAGUCGAACCGCCCCUAAUCGCCCGCUCACUAGACUGGGCUACCCGCGUAUGGCGGUCACUAUCCCCCCGCGCCCCCGCGCGCCCCGCCGUGGCCAAGUACUGUCUGCUGUGCCCGCGCGGCGGCUACACGGACUGGCACGUCGACUUCGGCGGCACCACCGUGUGGUACCACGUGCUCACGGGGCAGAAGGUAUUCUACCUGGCCCCGCCCACAGCCACUAACCUCGCGUUGUACCAGCAGUGGAGCGCUUCCAACAACCAGAGUGAGCGGUUCUUUGGAGAUAUGGUGGAAUGGUACGGCACAGCAGAGGUAUCAGCCGGGGACACGCUCGUGAUCCCUUCGGGCUGGGUGCACGCCGUGCUCACGCCACAAGACUCGCUGGUGGUCGGCGGGAACUUUCUACAUGAAUAUGCUAUUGAGAUGCAGCUGCAAAUCUACGAGAUAGAGCGCCGAGUAGAGACCCCGAUGGUGUACCGCUACCCGCUGUUCGAGGCCAUGAACUGGUCUGCCGGGGCGCACCUGCUGGCGCUGCUGCGGAGGCACAACGAGGAGUCGCAGGAUGAAGACUUCAUAGUCAGCGAACACGACGUCCAAACCCCUCAAGCAGAUCUUCCUCCGCUGUUGCUUCGCGGGAUCAAACUUCUAGCGAACGCUUUGAAGGAGUGGCACGCGCUGAAGAGUACGGACGCAGCUAAACGUGACAACGUGCCAAAGUGCCUCAACUCGGGGCAGCUGGUGCGCGAGCUCGGCAAGGAGCUGAGGAUACUGGAGAAGCGGACCGCCACCAUGGCUAAUAGAGAUAAGGACUUCAAACUAAAGACAAUGACACCGACGAAAGCGCACACGAAAAAGGCAACCCAGAAAAAGUCACUAAAACUAACUCUACCCAAACCUAUCAUGCACAUGGCACAUUUAAACGGAGAAUAUCAGGAAGAAAAGCUAUAUGACAAACCAUUUAUCGAAACCAAAGAUAUUAUAUACCAUCAAGAUGCAAGAUUCAUUACACAAGAUAUACCUCAAGAUAUUAAGUACACUGAAGGGCUACAAGAGGCGAAAACGUUUGUGGUCGAUGGUAAAGAACUCAUAUUGCCAACGGAUAAGAGCUAUUUAUAUCAGAAUUAUGAGGAACAUUUGCCGAUGUAUACGCAAGACUCGAACGGUUAUGUUGAAGCUGUUGACAAGAAAAGUGAUAUUCUUAGGAUUAAAAUGGACAACUCGCCAUCAUCAUCGCGCGAAGCCCCGCCCCCCUACUCACCGCUUCCAGAACAUUCCAUCCUGAAGUCGCACCUGAUUGGUCGGCCGCUCGACCCGCCUCACCUGAUUGGUCGCCCGCUAGACACGCCCAUUGACGGCGCGUUGAAGCAGCAAUGGACGAUAAGCAAGAAGGAUAGCGGGGAGUUUCAUGAACAGAUUCUGUUCACUAAUGAGAAUGUGGAACAGACUUUGCCGAGACAGGUGCCUUAUGGACCAGGAAUGUACUCAACAGACGACAUCCAGCCUGAGUACCAAUACGUGGUGGACACCAAGCAGCCGUACCAGACCUACUCGUAUCUACUGCCGAGAGAGCCUUACCGGUACAUCCCGCAAGAGACGACGGAGCAGGCACCAACCCAAGUGUACACCCAGUCCGUACAAGAGCUGCCCCCGGAGCCGUACCACGAGCUGCCGUCGUACGACGCGGCCGUGGCGCAGCAGCAGUUCGCCACCGCCGCCGCCGCCGCGCCCGCGCACUAUGAGAUAGAGCCGCCGCCAGCACCACGGCUGCGGCGCUCGGAGCGCCCGGCGCGACGCCGCGUGUCCCCCACAUACGACUACGAGGACAUAGACCUGUACAUAGACGACGCGCCCGCCACCAGGCGAAGUAGAGCAUCCAACAGCUACCGUGCGCCGGCGCCGCGGCCCGCGCCCGCCAACGGCAUCGAGUCGCUGAUACAAGCCUCUGUGUUAGCCGAGGAGGAGCCUCCUACCGCCACUGAAGACGCAGCCGUGGCAGGCAUGCUCAGCAUCAGUGAGCCUCGCUACACGCCGCAGCGAACUUUCGGGCUGGCGGCUGACUCCCAGCGCGGGACUACUAGCAACAGCGCAAGCCCAUCCACCAAUGGCAAGCGAGCGCGCGCGCCGCCCAGCAGCGACGAUGAUGAUGAAGAGGAUGUCAUCAAGGAGGUGCAUCGAGAUGAAGAGUAUGUGUACCCGUCAUUAGAGAUGAGUUCGGACGAGGACGAGGAGUGGACAUCGUCGCGCCGCCGCACCUCCCGGAAUAGGAACGACAGCAAAUCCAAGAGCGAACGAGACUCAUCAUGGUCCCCGCGCGCGCGGCUGGGCCGGCUGGUGCCGCGGCUGCGCUCGGGGCGCGCGGCGCGGCGGGAGAGCGUGCGCGCCGCGCUGCACCACGCGAGACACCACACGGAUAAGGCGCCGCCACAGCCUCCGAACGCGAAGCGCGCCGUGCUCGCCACCAAGAGCAAGCGACCGCCGCCGCCCGCGCCGCCCACGCCAAAUAAAAACAAUUCAAGACUGAAAAAAGGUAUGAAGACGGCGAAACAACGUCUUGGGAAGAUCCUGAAAAUACAUAAGAUGGUAUAUUAAUGUAGGGUACAUAGAUCAUUUUAUAUAAAGGCGGUUAUGUAUAGCGGUUUUGCUGAAUAACGAUGACACAUAAUUUUGAAUACGUGUUAUUCUUUAGCUAGUCGCCAAUCUCUAAAAAGCUUAUUAUAUAUCAAUUUAUAACAGUGUCUAUUCGCAAUAUAACGUUAUAUAUCACCGCCAGAUAUAACAUUAAGUUUAUCAGUAUAUUAUGUAAAGCGAAGUAUAGUUAUAUACUAAAGUGUAUAUUUAGAUUGCACGGACCAAUACUAGUAGAUGGUUUUAUUUUUAAAUUGGUUUUGUCUGUCUGUUUGUCACUUGAAUAAAGUCAGGAUGGAAACUGUAGGAAACUUUGGCAGCACUGUCGGUUAUUACCGACCAAUCCGAGACUGGUAUUGGUUAAAUCAACCAAUCAUUACAGAGCUUCAAUUACCGAUGUCCAAUUCGAUGGUUUCCAUCCUAUCAAAGAAAAUGUAAGACGUAAUUUUUUUUUUAAAUAAUAAUAUUUAUACUAGGGGCACGCUUACAAAGUAUAAUAAUAUUAUAACGAAUUUAGUUGGACCGUUUUUAUUGUAUAAAUUGAGCGAAUGAUUUUAUUUCUAAGUUUAAUUCACUAAAUGAUGUAAAGACAGGCAAAACUGUUUCUUUGGACGAUUUCAAUGCAUUGUUUUGGAACACCGACAUUAAAAAGGGGUGUUAUAAACGAUCACUGUCAAGGGUUUAAGUUAUUGACUAAAUGGUACAUUAGAGAUAAAAAUUAUCCCGAGUUUUCAUAGAACGAACUGCCAAUUUACAAGAGGCUUGCAACCAAUGAUGAAAGAAAACAAAGAAGACCCGCCAUAAACAUCGUUACUUAAAAAUAUAUCGUCGUCUCUUUUUAACUUAUUAGUGUUAAGGACAACAAUAGUUUUGUCUUUGCCUAAAAUGACAACAUUGCGGCCGGUCGCCAUGUUUAUUGACAGCAAACCAACCAAUGACGAAAGAAACGUCAUUGCACCCAACCAACCAACAAGCACUUCAGUUGUCAAAGCGACUUGCUUGUUCCAAUUUGUCUAAUUACGAAAGAAAUAGAGCCGCCAAUUUAGUUAGCACAGAGUUUAGGUAUGCGUGUUUUUUACGUGAGUAUGCCAAGUCCUCAUUUUCUUUCGUCAUUGAUCUAAUCUAAAUGAAUACAGACGAACUUCGAAUAUCACGAUGAUGCUUGCAAGCCUCUUGUAAAUGACCGUUCGUUCUAUGAAAUGUAGGGAAUGUAUUGACGUAUUAUUUUGUGUUGUAACAAUUUGUUAUAUUUUUUCUUUGUUAACAUAAAACAGGACAUCUCGAUCUGAUAAGUUCAUUAAUUUUAAGCGUUAGGUUAUGUUUAGUAAAAUUGUCUUCGUGGAAAAAAUAUGUGGUGCCUAUGAAACGUAUGACUUAUUAUUAAAUUCUCGUACUUUCACUUUGCUUGGAAUUCAUCACACAUAGUAUAUACUUACAGAGAUGAAAUUUAUCAGUGAACUAAAGUGAAGCGUCGUCAAAAAAAAAUGUUUGUUGGCAUGAAAGUUGGAACGUCACUGAUAAAUUUCACCGUCUAUAAUUUAACAUUAGGGGCCGUAGAAAAUGGAUGCGACUGAAGUAAGCAUAAUUAUCAUGACGAUACGGCUCCUGUUUUUCUUCUUUCACGCAAUAGUUUUUCUUUAUUCUAUAAAAAAACUAUAAGUAAGAAACCCACCUCUAAUUAGGUAAACAUAGCUUAUAAUAUUAUUUCUGAGCUUAGCUUUUUUCUUCAAAUUGUUAUGUUUUCUUUCAAUCCUUAGUGAUAAUAGUUUGUAAGUGUGUUAAAAUUAGAUUUUUUUUAUAACUGAACUGACCCCUUAGCUUGAAUUUUCAUCGUGAAAGUGACGUGAAAUUACUCGAUGAAUUUUGUAGGGAAAUUUUAGUUCUGCUACCGACCGCCAGGGGCGCUGUUCAUAUUUUCAUACAAAAUUACUUGAUGAAUUCUACUUCACGUUCACGAUGAAAAUUCAUGCUCAGGGGUCUGAUGUAUUUGACAAGAACCGCAUAAUAAUAUUUAACACGCAAUUAUUACAACGUAUUUUGUGUCUAUACCUAAUUGGUAAAAUAUAAAGGACUUGGAACAGAUCGCAUUGUUAUAUUAUUUGAAUUUAUUAAGCAUACAAAAAAUGAGUCUUAAAAUAUAAUUUUAUGGUUCAUAUGACCAUGACAUUAUUUGUCCCUAGCUAGACCAAUCUAAAAUUUUACCUAAAAUCGUCUUAUUCAAAAAACUUGUUCUUUAUAGGGAUAUAUUCAGACAAUGCUAACUUUGGAACGGGAAAAAUAUGGUUUUCUCUAACUGGUAUCCCUAAAUCACUAGUAAAGAAAAGUCAUAACACGACUGUUUCAGAAAAUGCAAAGAAAAAUGGUUGCCCUAAUACACGUUUUCGGUGAUGGCACUAAUUAUUUCUGUUGCAAAUAUAUAUUUGUCGGACUUCUAGAAUCAAUCUAGAAGGGAUAUUACAUAGUCUUGCCGUGAGUUAAAAUAAAAGACACAUAUUUACUCUUUUAAAGAAUCUUUUUUUUUUUCAAAUAUUCGCUCCAUAAAAUAUGUUUUACCUGACAUUACGAAUUUCUUGAAACUUAUCGAGCACCGGCAUUCAAUCUAGAUGUAAAACGCCUUAAUCUAGGUAAAGUAAGGGUGUUCCGAUUACAAGGAACGUACAAGAAAGUAUAGAAGCCAUUAAAAACGUGCGAAUUUAUUAAACUUACGCAUAACAAUAUUACUGCGAGAGUGAGGCACCAUAAAAUGACUUUGAACUCAGUGCUUCGAAGCGGUGCGCUAACCACGUAAAUAUCUCGUGGUACACUCACGGGCAAUGAAAAGGUUCUUCUGAGAAAAGGAUGACAUUAUUCCUUAACGGAAAAAGCUAGCUUAAUGACGCCUUCUGCAACAUUGAAGCACUUUUAACAGAGCAUUAGGACAUUACCAACUAAAAAAGGACAUAUUUAGUUCAAAUUUUAAAUUGAACGUUUGAAAAAAAUUGGUUUUGUUUCGUGUCGGCAUUUUGUGAGUGGAACUUUUUCAUUGCCCGUGAUUGUGUUAAGCGUACCGAUAGUGUGUCAUUUCUCUUUCGCCCAUUCGUAGAUUUAUAAAUUCGGACGACUAUAAUCGGACCACGAUAACUUUCAUAUGUCAUACAGAAGUAUGUAAAAUAUAAGUAUAUUCUGAAAUCGGAACCUACUCUUCACUUUACCUAGUGACAUGGAGCCUGGCACCAACCUUUAAAUCGAGACCCAAUCUAUUCCUUUUGCUUUGACUCAAACUCGAUUUAAGCUUGGUGCAAGGCAUCCUUAGUUUAAGUUUAAAUUAAUAUACACAAAAGCCAUGCGGUAACGACAAGCUUCUGACUCGGGUGUUGGCGAAAUUAUCCAGGGGUUACUAUAUAUGACGAAAAACGAAGUUCAUAGCGCUGCUACGCGAUCUCUUAUUUCGUCAGAAUAGAGUAACCCUCUGAGCCCUGCCAGCCAGUUAUAGGUACUUUUUAAAAUAUUGCAUGUGUCCUAUGAAUUAUGAUUGAUAGAUCUUUAUUCCUGGGAAAAAAGACCUUUUUCCCUUGAAAACUAACCAAAUGAAAAUAAAGCUGACUUAGGACUCAUGCUAUACCUACUUACUUUACAAGGUACCUAUGUAGUAUUGAAAUGUACGGAUUAGGUGACGUUGCCACACUGUUGAGGCAGGGCUCUAAAUACAUUAAAUUUACAUUUAUGCAUUUGAAAUAACACUUAACUUAUAAAUACACUGUCUUAAGUACUUUCGACUGCAUAAUAGUCUAAAAUUUCGUUUAAUUAUUCACUGAAUAGACUAAAUUAUCUAUUGAUUAAAUUAUCUAUCAUACAUAUAAUUACGAUAUGGUAUUAUUUCUGAGACGAUUUUGAAAAUGUAGGCCUCAAUUUGUUUUUAGGGUUAACCAGGGGAAAUCAGUUAAUAAUUUUAUUGUUUCUGUGACAUGGGAAAAAAGUGUUAUAAUUAUUUCAGGGUCAACCAGGGAAAAAUAGUAAGUUUAAAAAUAGUACUUUAUGUAUGAUUUAUGUCAAAUUUGUAGAGUCACGAAAUGCAGUCGAAAGUACUUUUGUCACACUCGCAUGGCUAAAGAUAUCGGAAAAGUGUUUAAAAUUAUGUAAUAGAUAUUACUGGAAAAUAGAUUAUGGUAUAAAAGAUUUUAUUGUAAAUUAUGGAUAUGGACAACGCGAAUGUAUAUUAUUGUGACAAUGAAAGUUUUCUAGGUGUACC
Messenger RNA from Plutella xylostella (diamondback moth), 7522 nucleotides. RefSeq lists its product as uncharacterized. The record is from RefSeq and is a predicted model, not a curated record. NCBI's taxonomy places the organism in Eukaryota, Metazoa, Arthropoda, Insecta, Lepidoptera, Plutellidae.